Molecule: messenger RNA, 1855 nt
Organism: Frankliniella occidentalis (western flower thrips)
Lineage: Eukaryota; Metazoa; Arthropoda; Insecta; Thysanoptera; Thripidae
Exons: 5
Coding region: 57-1787 (576 amino acids)
Source: RefSeq, a predicted model, not a curated record
CGGCGCGGCGCUUUAGUGCGCACGGAGAGGCCGACGCGGAGCAUGCGACCGCCGCCAUGGCCGCCAACAAGCUCGACUACUCCCGGCUGCUCGACGACGAGUUCCUGAACCGCACCCCGGAGCGAGGCCGGGGCUGCGCCGUGUCGCGGGGCGCCGCGGAGGUGCUGGGCCUCCAGGGCAACCUACCCGCGGACGACGGCUGGAGCGGGCCUUCGCGUGUCACCGUGUUCCUCUACGGCGCCGCCAUGGCCGCCGCCGUGCUCAUCUCCAUCAUAUUCGCCCUGCUCCUGGUGCACGCGCACCAGGAAGGCGUCCAGCGCCUGCAGACCCUCGGCAUGCCCUUCGCGCAGCGCCUUACCAUGGACAACGAGUCGCUUCUCGACACGGAAAACGAGUUGCCUAUCGACGCAGACGAGGAGUCGAUUCUCGACACGUCACCCUCUCCCACGGGCGAUGCCCACGAUUACGCGGAGGACUAUAACUACGACGACGACCCACACGAGCAUGAUCACGGAGAAGAUCACGAUCACAAUGUGCACGGUGCCGCCGAUGAGACCGAACACCAUAUCGCUCUCGCGGGAGGGUUCGAGGACGCCGAUGAAGACCACGAUCAUCCGCAGGGACUGCACGAGCACGUGAACCCGGGUGACGUGGUCAUGGAGGACCACCACAUCGUUCCGGCAGGUGAUCCGGAGCCCCCCGAGUACGUGCUGCUGCUGUGCCUGCCAAUCAAGGGAGCAGCGCAGGCCAACGCGACGAACAUCACAGAGUCCACGCUCCACCUGAGCCGCGCGCAGCGCGACGUGGUGCACUCCGUGGUGGAGUACGUGUCCGAGGCCGCGCAGUGCCACCUCAUCGUGCUGCAGGGGGUGGGGGAGGAGGCCCAGGUGAACGCCACGACACAGGCGCCGGUCAACGGAACGGCGCCCAAGAUCAUCGGGUUCAACACGGGAUGCGGAGCCCCGGAGGACGCGGACGACGAGCUGGUAGGGGCCGAGGCCGACGGCCACUUCGUCCUCACCACCGGGCGCACCCUCCCCGUCAUACGCUGGGACGCGGCGUCGCUGUUCGCCAACUCCCCGCUGACCUCCGUGUGGCGGAACCUGCGCACGCGCCGGGCCGCGGGGGCGUCGUCAUCGCCCACCUCCGCCGCGGCCUCGGCGGCGGGCCCGGACCUCCUAGGGGUGUCCGCCAGGGUGCAGCUCCUGUGGCGGUACGCCGGGCUUUCCGUGGACCUCGGUGCAUCCUCUGACAAAGCGCUCAAGGCGCUGAGCGUCUUCAACCGCUCCGAUACGACCCACGUCUACCUGGAGACGACGCGAGCGGUGCUGCUCGCGGCGCCCCAGACCUGCAACGCCGUCGUGUUCGACCUCAUCAAAGCCAUCAGCAGCGACGCAGCGGACGGCACCACGCAAGCACAGGCCGAACACUACGACGUUGCGGACGUGAAGGUGUUCGACGACGUCCUGAACGCGUACUGCCGUGGCAACCGACGUCACGCACGCUCCGUCAACGACACCGAUGGUACUACCACGACGACAGAGGCCAGCCCUGCGACGGCUGCCCCCUCAACGGAGACGCCAUCCUCGACGACGGUCACUUCCACUUCGGUUGCCGCGACUUCCAUCGCACGGCCCUCCACCAGGCCGCGGCCCGCCCGGGCGAGGACGGCCUUCAACAUGCUCCGGCCAGGCCCACCGGUGCCCCAAACCACCCCGGAGCCGGUGGACAUCCGGGUGGACACGACUCGUUGCAGGGGAAACCUAGUGGCCAUCUCGCUGGCGUAGCACUUAUCUAUUCUAUAUUUAUUUUUGUACAGUACGAGCUAAGAAUAAAAUUGUAAAUAUCCCAUUGA